Molecule: messenger RNA, 2376 nt
Organism: Anopheles coustani
Lineage: Eukaryota; Metazoa; Arthropoda; Insecta; Diptera; Culicidae
Product: probable ATP-dependent RNA helicase DDX10
Exons: 1
Coding region: 24-2336 (770 amino acids)
Biological process (GO): rRNA processing
Cellular component (GO): nucleus
Molecular function (GO): ATP binding; RNA helicase activity; nucleic acid binding
Source: RefSeq, a predicted model, not a curated record
AACACGCUAGAGUCGUCACGAAAAUGAAUAAAGGACGAUACGUUAAUUUCGCGAGAAAAACCAAAAAUAGAGGCAGAAGUGUAGCUCAAGCUAGUAAAACGGGGAAAAAUAGUGAAUAUUUUGAUAAAAAUGCUAACAACCACGAUGAAGCAGGUCAAACAUCGCGUGGGCAAGUUAUGCGAUCUACAUUGAAGUUCUCGGUAAAGGAAGAAGAAGCUGAAAUCAAAUCAUUGCUCCAACUUUAUCAAAACAAUGUCAACCCCGAAGAAGUGACAACAUUCAAAAGCUUUCCUUUAUCGAAGAAAACGCUCACCGGGCUGUCUGAGGCAGGAUACAUCAAGCCUACAACAAUUCAGCGUAACUGCAUUCUACCCGGACUGCGUGGUGAGGAUAUUUUAGCGGCCGCCAAAACUGGAAGUGGGAAAACAUUGGCAUUCCUCAUCCCGAUCAUAGAACGCUUGUAUACUCUGAAAUGGACUCGCUUGGAUGGAUUAGGUGCGCUCAUCAUAACUCCAACAAGAGAACUGGCUCUGCAAAUAUUUGAAACGAUGGCCCAGAUUGGAAGCCAUCACGAUAUUACAACAGGUCUCAUUAUCGGUGGACAAAAUUUGAAACACGAACGAAAUCUACUUCAUAAUCUUAACGUGAUGAUCAGCACACCAGGACGAUUGUUGCAACACAUGGAUCAGAAUCCGCUUUUUGACGCUACAAAUUUGAAAGUAUUGGUCUUGGACGAAGCCGACAGGUGCUUAGAUUUGGGCUUCAAGUCUGCAAUGGAUGCAAUCCUGGAAAAUCUGCCACAGAUAAGACAAACCUUGCUAUUUUCGGCGACUCAAACCAAAUCCGUUUGCGAUUUAGCACGUGUAAAUCUCAAAGAUCCUCGCUGUAUAGCUCCUCACGAGCAUGAAGCCAUCGCAACACCUGUGAAGCUGCAGCAGAGCUACGUGACAGUUGAACUGCAUGAGAAACUUACUGUGCUAUGGUCUUUCUUACGAACUCAUCCAAAACAAAAAAUCAUUGUGUUCUUUGCUACCUGCAAGCAGGUGAAAUAUUUUUAUCAAGUCUUAAAGAAGUUACGUCCAGCAAGUUUGCUUUUACCUCUAUACGGAGGGAUGAACCAGGAAAAAAGGAAUAAAAUCUAUUCUGAAUUUUGUGGGAAGAACAGUAACGUAUGUUUGUUGGCAACCGACGUAGCUUCACGUGGUCUGGAUUUUCCUAGAGUGAACUGGGUGGUACAGAUGGAUUGUCCAGAAGAUGUCACCCAGUAUAUACAUCGUGCCGGGCGGACUGCUCGACUAAAUGCGAGCGGAGAGAACCUACUCGUUCUAAUACCUCAUGAAGUACCAGUCAUGUUAGAGUCGCUUGCAAUUGAAAAAAUACCGAUCAAACAGAUAAAAAUCGAUGAUCGUCAGCUAUUUUCUCCUUUGGUAAAAAUUCAAUCACUUUUAGCUCAAUCGCCCGAACUGAAAGAAUGUGCCAAACGUGCCUUUACAGCAUACGUUAAAUCGGUCGCAUUGAUGAAGAAUAGGGAAAUUUUCCAACUGGAGAAACUUAAGCUAGACGAAUAUGCCAGGUCACUUGGAUUAAACGUUACCCCUCGAGUUCGUUUUCUCAACCGUGCUAUGAUGAAAAACAAGUUAGCACCUUCUGCAAAACAAAACUCUGUUAGCAAAACUACAAAUAUUCAUAUCGACUGCGGCGAUAGCGUUGAAGAACAAAGUGAUGAAGAAGAAUUUCUUAAAAUUAAACGCAUGGACCACGACUCAAAUCAGGCAGACGAUAGUAUUGAUCAACAAAAUUGUACCGUUUCAAUGUCGGUAGAACCAGCGAGCACAGCUAAAAAGCGGAUUUCCAAAGCAAAAAUGGUCAAGAAAUCAUUCGUCGUUAGCAAACAUACCUUGUUUAAUGCCGAUGGCAUGCCAGUGUCUGAGGGUGAACCAGAAUCUGCGACAGAACGGUAUGACAUAGAAAAAGCUCGAUUACUACUUCAAAAUCAAGAUGCAGCUGAUAAGGAACGCUAUAAGUCGUUGAAAAAAGCUAAACGAAACGCACAGAAAGAAAAAGAGCGUAAACGUAAAGCCGACCAAGAUCGCGAAGAGGACCUCAAUGAAGAUUUCAGCAGUGAUGAAAACGUCAAUCUUGAUUGGUUACCGGAUCCAGAAAAAAUUUAUGGAGAGAUCGAUACACAAAAAGAUGAAUCUGCCAUUGGAGCUUGUUCAGAAAAAGAAAAAUCAACUGACUCACAUCCAACUAAAAAGAAACGUAUAUUAUUGCAAAAGGCUAAGGAUUUAACGUUGAAUGAAGCCGAAGAAUUGGUAAUGAAACUGUUAGUCUAAAUUUCCUUUAUUAAUUAAAAUAAAAGCUGUUAAAUUGAUA